AUGAGAAGUUUAAGCAAGAUCUUAUUUAGGCGUCCUCAACUUUGGGCAUCACGAAUUUCCCCUGCAUUGGGUUAAAAGUCGAUGUUUAAAUACAGUGCACAUUCAAACAAUUUCUAAAAUGGCAAGCUCAAAACCAUUCCCCUGCAGAAUUACAAGGCAAAUUAGAGUGAAAUAGAUUCUAAAGUAGAGCCCUCUGACUUCUGUCUUUUCAGUUCGAUUCAGCCGAUCUUUCCCAAUAAUCCUAUGAAUUGUCAGAUCAAAAUUGGAAAUUUGAAGCGAAUCACUAAACCACUCCUUUACUCCAUUAUUUCCCCUGACAACGGAGAGAUCUUUACUAUAGGCAUAGCUUUAAAUAAAUCUGUCGAAAAGAAUUUAAAUGCCGAAUUAAAAUUCUUGGAAUAAGGAAAGGAAAAUGGAAAUAUUUUAAUAAAUGAUCCAAUGAGCAACACAUUUAAUUUAGACAUAAUAUCAAAACAAAAAAAUUAUCGAUUCAAAAUCACUAAAAUAGAAAUGACACCUGAUGGAAUAUUUGCUCAAGGAAUACCCUAUAAAGAUAGGCCAUUAACAUAAGCAGAAUAAAUAAUUGAUAUCCAACAUGAAAUUCGAAUGGUGAAUUCACUUGUACAAUAAAUAAGAAAAUUAGCCUAAUAUGAUAGGGUUGAAGUAUUUUCAGAAGUUAAAUACUCACUAUUGGAUUCUAGUGAAAAACUCACUCCUAAUUAGGUUGAUGAAUUAGUAUUCUAAAUUGCUGCAGGUCUCUCUAAAUUACUCACUAACAAUCUGAAAAUGAAUACAUCCAAUUUUGUUUAAUAAUUGUUGGAGAGUCAAACUUAUAUUGACAGACUCUUUAUUCUUAGAAAACAACUAGAGAAUAUGUCAGGAAUCCUUGAUUUAGUGAAUAAGCAUUUCAAAGAAGCAGACUCCUCUCUUUUGAAAUUGCAUUAAUAAACUUUAGCUAAAUUAGCAACAGAAUACAUUAGAUAAAACUAUUUGAAGGAUGCCAGUCAAUCUUAAUAAUAUGGAGGGACUGCUGGAACUCAAUAAUUUAGUGGUGAUAAGUAAUCUUCAUUAGUAAAAAAGUACUUUGAUAAAUUAUCGUUAAUUGCUGAUGAAUCCUCAAGAGAAAAAGUUAAACGUGAAAUCGAGAGAUUCAGUUUAUUAGACAAACAGAGUUCAGAAUUUCAUAAAAUCAAUUCUUAUUUGGAUGAAGUUUUCAGUAUUCCAUUUCAAAAAUUUUCUCCUGUUCAAUGGGAUAUCCAAUUUGCAAAGGAUGUCCUUGACAAAGAAAUAGAAGGUUUAGAGAAAGUCAAGGAGAGAAUAGUUGAAAUGAUAUCAGUUAAUAAAUUAAAAAACGCAGGGGAAAAAGCCAAGGGGUUUAUCCUUUUGUUAAAUGGUCCCCCAGGCACUGGAAAAACUUCAAUAGCCAAGAGCAUUGCUAAAGCUCUUAAGAGAACUUCAAGAUUUAUUUCAUGUGCUGGAGUUGCAGAUCCUACCUUCUUUAAAGGGCAUAAGCGUACUUAUGUAGACUCGAUGCCUGGGGUAUUUAUUAGAGAAUUAAUCAAAUCAAAUACUAUGAAUCCUGUAUUCAUACUAGAUGAGUUGGAUAAGGUAUCGAAACAUCAUUCAGGUGGUGCUGAUCCUUAUUAUACUUUAUUGGAAAUAUUGAAUCCUGAAGAAAAUCAUAAUUUCACUGAUCAUUACAUGGAUAUCAGUGUAGAUUUUUCACAUGUUAUUUUCAUUCUUACAUCUAAUGAUACCCUUUAGAUGUUAGAACCACUUAAAAAUAGAUUAGAAACUAUUGAUAUCUAGGCCUAUAUUCAAGAAGAGAAAUUAUAGAUAGCAACCAAUUUCUUGGUUAAGAAAAGCAUUGAAACUAAUGGUAUCGAAGCUUAAAUGAUUAAAUAUGAUGAAUAGGCUUUGACUAAAAUCAUUAAAGCAUGGUGCUACUAAGAAAGUGGAGUCAGAGAAUUGAAAAGAUGCUUAGAAAAGAUUGCUAGAAAACAUGCUACUAAUAUAUUAGCAUCUAAUCCUAAUCUUUGCGAUAAAGUUGAUGAAUUGAACCAAGUUGUAUUUGAUCCUACCACUUAAAGUUUAGACCUGACUAAAGAUCAAAACUUAGAAUUGAUAUCUUAAUAUUUAGGUCCUCCUGCUUUUGAUAUUUAAUUAGAAUAGAGAUCCAUUAAGAAAUUUCCACCAGGACAAGUCAACAUCUUGACAGUAGGUGGAAUGAUUGGACAUGUCUUAACUGUAGAAAGUUGUUUUGAUUUAAGUGAAACAGAAAAGAAAGGAUAAAUCUAAGCUUCCGGAAAUAUCAAAUUAGUUUUAUAGGAGUCUCUUAAACUAGCUAAAAUCAAUGCAUUUAAAUUCUUGAAUGAAGAAUAGAAAAAGAAAUUGUAGAAUUCUGCAGUUCAUAUGCAUUUUACAGAAGGAGCUACUCCAAAGGACGGUCCUUCUGCGGGAACAGCUAUUACAACAGCUUUAUUAAGUUUAGUUAUGAAUGUUGUUGUGCCUAGUAACUUAGGAAUGACUGGAGAAAUUUCAUUAAAUGGACAAGUUUGUAAAAUAGGUGGAUUAUAACAAAAGUUGAUUGCUGCAAAAACCUUAGACAUUGUUGAUAUCAUACUUCCUUAUGCUAACUUAGGAGAUGCAUUAAAUUUACCACAGCAACUUAUCAAAGGUCUAAAUUUAUAUUUUGUUACCGAUUACAGAUAAAUUUACGAAUUGAUUUUUGAACAACAGUUAGCUAAUAACAAUUAUACAAUUAAUAAAAUUAAAAAUGGAGUAUAUGAAACUGAUUAAAAUAGAACUAAAGAGCAAAUAUAAUGUACAAUAAAUUAUUGA
Messenger RNA from Paramecium tetraurelia, 2841 nucleotides. RefSeq lists its product as uncharacterized. The record is from RefSeq and is a predicted model, not a curated record. The transcript has 6 exons. NCBI's taxonomy places the organism in Eukaryota, Ciliophora, Oligohymenophorea, Peniculida, Parameciidae. Gene Ontology annotation, cellular component: mitochondrial matrix. Gene Ontology annotation, biological process: mitochondrion organization; protein catabolic process; chaperone-mediated protein complex assembly. Gene Ontology annotation, molecular function: ATP binding; serine-type endopeptidase activity; ATP-dependent peptidase activity.